Molecule: messenger RNA, 2106 nt
Organism: Cephus cinctus (wheat stem sawfly)
Lineage: Eukaryota; Metazoa; Arthropoda; Insecta; Hymenoptera; Cephidae
Product: peptidyl-prolyl cis-trans isomerase-like 2
Exons: 9
Coding region: 414-1979 (521 amino acids)
Biological process (GO): protein polyubiquitination; protein peptidyl-prolyl isomerization; protein folding
Cellular component (GO): catalytic step 2 spliceosome
Molecular function (GO): ubiquitin-ubiquitin ligase activity; peptidyl-prolyl cis-trans isomerase activity
Source: RefSeq, a predicted model, not a curated record
UUAGAAUUAUUUAAAUCAAAUUGAAUUAUUUAAAGUUAACGAACAGGAAAUUUCUCUAAUCGCAUUCUUUUAAAUCAAUGAUGGAAGGAUACAUAUUUAACAGCUGUUGCUUCUUUGCCAAUCAACGAUAAAAUGUGUGUUUGCAAAUAACAAAAUAGUAUUACUGUUGCAAUUAAGAUUUACCUGGCACUUGGCGCUCUAGAGUAUACAGCCAAAAAAGGAUCAAGAAGAAUAAUUAAGAUUUACUAGGUAUUCUAUUUUUUGUGGAAGAGAAACUCAGAACUGAUCUUGAAACCACAAAUAUUUCCUGUUCUUUCAAAUAAUAAUUUAUUAGAUGUAAAGAAAAUUGUAUUUUUUCACACAAUUUUACAUAAUUUAUUGCAACAGUAACAGCAGAAAUAUAAUACAUCAAGAUGGGGAAACGCCAACAUCAGAAGGAUAAAAUGUACUUAACGUACACUGAGUGGACAACGCUGUAUGGUGGAAAAAAGUCUGGUACAUCGGAAUCAACUGAGGAUACAACAUUCCGUCGUCUUCCUUAUGAUCAUUGCUGCUUGAGUUUACAGCCAUUUGAGCAUCCAUACUGCGAUGCCAAUGGGAAUGUUUUUGAACUUGAAGCAAUUCUCAGUUAUAUUAAACAUUUUAAGCACAAUCCUGUGACAGGAAAACCAUUAGAUGCAAAAAAUCUUAUUAAAUUAAAUUUUUCUAAAAAUGCUACUGGACAAUACCAUUGUCCAGUUCUAUUUAAGUUAUUUACAAAGCACUCGCACAUUGUUGCAAUUAAGACAACAGGCAAUGUAUUUUCACAUGAGGCAGUUGAACAAUUGAAUAUUAAAACACGAAACUGGAAAGAUCUUGUUACUGAUGAACCAUUUACCAGGCAAGAUAUAAUAACAAUUCAGGAUCCUACCAAUGCCAACAAAUUCAAUUUAUCGACCUUCCAUCACAUCAAGAAUAAUUUACGUGUUGAAGAUGAAGAAACUAUCAGAGAGAGAAGUGAUCCAAAAGCAAAACUCAAAACUGUUUCAAUGGAAACCAAAGAGAUUUUGGAGGAAUUGGAUAGAGAAUAUAAGCCUGCAGAGAAUAAGAAUGUAGUGGAACGACCAAAGGCCGAUAAAUUCAAUGCUGCACAUUAUUCGACCGGUGCCGUUGCCGCAGGUUUUACUUCUACAGUGAUGCCUACUGAAACAACACAUCAGGCUGCUGUAGUUGCCGAAGAUUUGGUUCGAUACGAACGCGUAAAGAAGAAAGGAUAUGUCAGAUUUUUAACAAAUUUUGGAGCACUCAACCUGGAAUUGUAUUGUGAUCUGAUUCCAAAAACGUGUGAAAAUUUCAUAAAACAUUGUCAUACUGGAUAUUACGAAGGGACAAAGUUUCAUCGAUCAAUUCGUAAUUUUAUGAUUCAAGGUGGAGAUCCUACAAAUACUGGGAAUGGAGGAAAAUCUAUAUGGGGUAAACCCUUUGAGGAUGAAUUUAAAACAAAUUUGGUUCAUCAAGGUCGAGGAAUUCUGUCAAUGGCUAAUUCAGGACCUAAUACAAAUGGUUCACAAUUCUUCAUAACGUUUCGGUCGUGUCGUCACCUGGACCGCAAGCACACAGUCUUUGGAAAAAUUGUCGGAGGUCUCGAAACCUUGAAUGCAAUUGAGAAAGUUGAAGUUGAUAAUAAGGAUCGACCCAUUGAGGAUAUCAUUAUUCAGAGAACUCAGGUCUAUGUGGAUCCCUUUCAAGAAGCCGACGAACAGCUUAUAGCAGAGAGAUCCGCUGAAUCUGAGCGUCUCGCACAGGAAGCAAGAAAGGCCAAUUCGUCAGACAAGAAGGAGACAGACAAUAAUUUGAAAGUUUACCGCAGCGGCGUUGCAAAGUAUAUAAAAUUGGGAAAAGAACAAGAGAAACCUGGCAAAGGAGAAACAAGUAAUGAAUCUGCAGUUAAAAAGAAAAAGGAUGUUUCGUAUUCACUUGGCAGUUUCUCGUCAUGGUAAUUACCAAAAAAUGAAUUAUCAAAGGAGACCCAAGAUUAUGCACAAGACAACAAUGAGAGCAUGAAAUUAUACCAUAAAGAAAUAAGUUUUUUGCUGUAUAAAAGAAAUAUAAAUACUAGAAUAAUUA